This is a messenger RNA of Calidris pugnax (ruff), 4205 nucleotides long. Its product is annotated as solute carrier family 12 member 7-like. The record is from RefSeq and is a predicted model, not a curated record. The transcript has 25 exons. Gene Ontology annotation, biological process: chloride transmembrane transport; cell volume homeostasis; potassium ion import across plasma membrane. Gene Ontology annotation, molecular function: potassium:chloride symporter activity. The coding region runs from base 74 to 3328 and encodes 1084 amino acids. Gene Ontology annotation, cellular component: membrane. NCBI's taxonomy places the organism in Eukaryota, Metazoa, Chordata, Aves, Charadriiformes, Scolopacidae.
GCGGCGGCGCCGGGCUCUCCCCGCUCCCUGCCCUGGGAGGAGGCGCCAGCGGGUCCCGGGGCCGCCCUUCGCCAUGCCGACCAGCUUCACGGUGGUGCCGGUGGAGGCGCAGGGCGACGAGCGGGCACCGGCGGAGCGGGAUGGGCAGGAGAAGGAGGAAGACGAAGAGGACGAUGAGAGGGACCGGCGCUCCGGGGAUGGGGUUGCCAGGGAGAGUAGUCCAUUUAUUGACAGCGCAGAGGUGGACAGAGGAAACAUGUAUGAAGGAAAGAACAUGGCUCUCUUUGAGGAAGAAAUGGAUAGUAAUCCUAUGGUGUCAUCUCUUCUUAAUAAACUAGCAAACUACACUAAUCUGACUCAAGGUGUGGUGGAACAUGAAGCAGAUGAAGACAGCAAGCGAAAGGAAGUCAAGGUUCCACGUAUGGGCACUUUUAUUGGCGUGUACCUGCCCUGCUUGCAAAACAUCUUGGGAGUCAUCCUUUUCCUACGUUUAACAUGGAUUGUGGGGACAGCUGGAGUUCUGGAGUCUUUCAUCAUUGUGUUCAUGUGUUGUGCUUGUACUAUGCUAACUGCAAUUUCAAUGAGUGCAAUAGCAACAAAUGGUGUAGUUCCAGCUGGAGGCUCUUACUACAUGAUUUCAAGAUCUUUAGGGCCAGAGUUUGGUGGAGCAGUGGGACUUUGUUUCUACUUGGGUACAACCUUUGCAGGAGCAAUGUAUAUUCUUGGUACCAUUGAAAUUUUAUUGACCUACAUUUCUCCAAGUGCUGCUAUAUUUAAAGCAGAAGAGGUUGGUGAAGAAACAGAGGCUCUGCUGAACAACAUGAGAGUUUAUGGAACAUGCAUCAUCGUUCUGAUGGCCAUAGUAGUUUUUGUGGGAGUAAAAUAUGUCAACAAACUUGCAUUGGUCUUCCUUGCCUGUGUGAUUCUUUCCAUCAUUGCCAUAUAUGCUGGAGUUAUUAAGACUGCUUUUGACCCACCUGACUUCCCUAUCUGUCUCCUUGGAAACCGUACAUUGUCGAAACGCAACUUUGAUGUCUGUGCCAAAUUUACCGAAAGCAAUAAUGAAACAAAGACCACAGCUCUGUGGGGCCUGUUCUGUGAUAGUCCUUUGCUUAAUGCUACCUGUGAUGACUACUUCAGCCUCAAUAAUGUAACAGAAAUUCAAGGCAUUCCAGGAAUAAUGAGUGGAGUUCUAGCUGAUAAUCUGUGGAGUACUUAUACAGAAAAAGGAUCAAUAGUUGAGAAAAAAGGUCAGCCAUCGGUUGCUGGAUCAGAAGAGACUAAAAUGAGUGGACUCCCUUAUGUUUUUACAGACAUCAUGACCUACUUCACAAUGCUUGUAGGGAUUUAUUUCCCGUCUGUGACAGGCAUUAUGGCAGGUUCAAACAGGUCUGGAGAUCUUAAGGAUGCUCAGAAGUCUAUUCCUACUGGAACAAUUUUGGCGAUUUCAACUACGUCUUUUAUUUAUCUCUCCUGUAUAGUGUUGUUUGGUGCCUGUAUAGAAGGUGUGAUAUUAAGAGAUAAGUUUGGAGAAGCAGUUAAAGGGAAUCUGGUGGUUGGAACGCUGGCCUGGCCUUCUCCAUGGGUUAUUGUGAUUGGGUCAUUCUUUUCAACAUGUGGUGCUGGUCUACAGAGUCUCACUGGAGCACCCCGGCUGUUGCAGGCCAUUGCAAGAGAUGGGAUUGUACCCUUUAUUCGAGUAUUUGGUCAUGGAAAAGCAAAUGGAGAACCAACUUGGGCUCUGCUCCUCACUGCUGGUAUUUGUGAAAUCGGAAUUUUGAUAGCCUCAUUGGACAGUGUAGCACCAAUUCUUUCAAUGUUUUUCCUUAUGUGCUAUAUGUUUGUAAAUCUGGCUUGUGCAGUUCAGACACUCUUACGGACUCCCAACUGGAGGCCUCGGUUCAAGUAUUAUCAUUGGACGCUUUCAUUCCUGGGGAUGAGUUUAUGUCUUGCCUUGAUGUUCAUUUGCUCUUGGUACUAUGCUUUGAUUGCCAUGCUAAUCGCAGGAUGUAUAUACAAAUACAUAGAAUAUAGAGGAGCGGAGAAAGAAUGGGGUGAUGGAAUCCGAGGGCUGUCUCUGAAUGCAGCUCGCUAUGCUUUGCUUCGUGUUGAAGAUGGUCCUCCUCACACCAAGAACUGGAGACCUCAACUUUUGGUCUUGUUAAACUUGGAUAGUGAGCAGUUGGUGAAACACCCUAGAUUGCUUUCUUUCACCUCUCAGUUGAAGGCUGGUAAAGGACUCACUAUUGUGGGCUCUGUGCUUCAGGGAAUCUACUUGGAUAAAUGUACAGAAACUCAGAAAGCUGAAGAGAAUGUUAAGGCUUUAAUGGCAGUAGAAAAGACUAAAGGAUUUUGCCAGAUUGUGGUGUCUCCUAAUUUCAGAGAUGGAAUAUCCUGUUUGAUUCAGUCAGCUGGUCUGGGAGGGAUGAAGCACAACACAGUCCUGAUGGCAUGGCCACAGUCAUGGAAGCAGACAGAAAAUCGUUUCUCAUGGAAAAAUUUUGUUGACACUGUGCGAGAAACAACAGCAGCUCAGCAAGCACUGUUGGUGGCUAAAAACAUUGACUUAUUCCCAACAAAUCAAGAGCGUUUUACUGAAGGAAACAUAGAUGUGUGGUGGAUUGUUCAUGAUGGUGGUAUGCUGAUGUUGCUGCCUUUUCUCCUUCGACAGCACAAGGUGUGGAGAAAAUGUAAAAUGCGUAUCUUCACUGUCGCUCAAAUGGAUGACAAUAGCAUUCAAAUGAAGAAGGAUCUGCAGAUGUUUUUAUAUCAUCUUAGACUGAAUGCCGAAGUGGAAGUUGUUGAAAUGUUUGAAAAUGAUAUUUCUGCGUUCACCUAUGAGAAGACACUGAUGAUGGAACAGCGGUCUCAGAUGCUAAAACAGAUGCAGCUGUCAAAGAACGAAAGGGAGAGAGAGGCUCAGCUGAUCCACGACAGAAACACUGCCUCGCGCUCGGCUCCAGCGGUCAAAGCUGCUGUGCCAGAAAAAGUGCAAAUGACCUGGACUAAAGAAAAGUUGGUUGCUGAAAAGCAUAAAAACAAAGAUUCAAAUAUAUCUGGCUUUAAAGAUAUUUUCAACAUGAAGCCAGAGUGGGGAAACCUGAAUCAGUCAAACGUGAGAAGAAUGCACACGGCGGUGAAGCUCAACGGAGUAGUGCUUAAUAAAUCACAGCACGCUCAGCUAGUUCUCCUGAAUAUGCCUGGACCCCCUAAAAACAGAAAAGGGGAUGAAAACUACAUGGAGUUUUUGGAAGUUCUCACAGAAGGUCUAGAUAGAGUUCUCCUGGUCCGAGGCAGUGGACGUGAAGUGAUCACCAUUUAUUCUUAACCUGUUUGCACAUUUUGUUUGACAUGCCCACCCCACCCCCCCAAUGAGAAAACAGAGUUAUUUUUGCCAUGAUUUGAGGAGCUUCAUUAAGAGCUCUACCGCAUUGAAAAUUACCUGCAAGCUGAAUCUUCCCACAAUAUGUUCUGUUUUUUCUAUUACAAAGUUACAUUUAAAUUAUAUUUUAAGAAGAUUUAUGUAGAAAGUAUCUCUGUAGUGAAUUAAGAAAUGGUGGAUGGGUUAGGAUAUUUAUGUGUAGCACAUUCUGACACUUGUUAAGCUGUGGUGAAACGCAAGAAAAGAAAUGUUAAUGCAAUGGUAUUUUAAAAUAUGAACAACUUCUAAUGAUUUUAAUCUUCGUUCUGCAGCUAAAUAAAAGGGAAAGGUUUUAGGAGAAGUUGGCUUCCUCCCUUACCGAAAUGCUGCUAUGCUGCUUCUGUUGGGAUUAGUUCUGAUUUGGAAAACUUCAUUCAGAAAGGUAUACAACCACUCAAAUUUGUAGAUUAUGUGCAUAAGUGUUUCCACGAAGUUCAUGAUUUGCCACACUUGUUUCAAAUAACAUUUCUCUAUUUAAAAUGCUUAGUCAGGUAGCUGAAGCCUCCAGGUGACAGUAAUAUUUAACUCCUAAGUUGUGUGGAUUUUUUUCAUGAGCUGUUAGCAGUUAUAGCAUAUUGCACAAUUAUACCAGUGAAACCUAAGAGCAUCCAACUCAUAGGAAGGUGAUGAUGCAGUAACUCCACCCGGUUGCGAAUACAGCUGUAACAACUGAUAAACCACAGCAAGUUGGUUAAUGAAGUGCAGUCUUUUGUUUUCAAAUAUGUAUAUUUUGAAAAUGUUGUAUGUAUGUGCUGCUGUUUAAAAUAAAAUCUGCUUUUCUGAA